Messenger RNA from Didymodactylos carnosus, 1306 nucleotides. The record is from the annotation of a GenBank genome assembly. NCBI's taxonomy places the organism in Eukaryota, Metazoa, Rotifera, Eurotatoria, Philodinida, Philodinidae.
CAGAGAGAAAAUUGUUUGAAAAUAUAUUUAUUCAACAAAUAUUACACUUUAGUUUAUGUUGACAUGGCCUAGUAGACUGCUGUUCAACUUGGGUCAAAGCAUCAAAGACUGAUAUUAAAAGAGCUUUAUCUGGUUUAAGUCGACCUAAACCACUGUAUAGCUACUUUUGACAGAUGUCGCUGCACCACAGCGACCCAGGAAAGCCUCUCCAGCAUUUUCUGAUCGGUCCAUGGUUUACCAUUUGUAUUACAUGGAUUCCGCCAUCUUCCAAGAUGGCGGACGCUAGUGUCCUUAAAGUGUAAAAGUACCGGUUACGAUACGCUAGGACUGACAAGAGAGGUCCACUAACUUGAAAAUCGCUUUUGAGACGAAACCUAGUGGAUGAGAAAAAAAAAUUGAAAAUCCAUUUAUUACUACUACUUUCAUCAAUUUUUCUCUUAGAAAAAACUUGUAUGCGUGCUGUUUGUUGAUGCCUUCCAUUUUUUUUCUUUUGUUGAAACCCACCUCAUAGAACGACAACUAAAUAGACCAUAAUUUAUAUACGUUAUAUGCGACUAAGACGUUCCGUAAAAAUUAGUGCAUUCUUCCCAAAAGGAUUCAUUCUCCGCUUUUUAGAUUAUCUAACGAAAAGUUAGACUUUAGUUUGUUUCAUACCGCGUAAAGUAAUGCCAUCUAUUUCUGUUUAUAUUUAAAGGACUCAAUCCAGUUUUGCAUUAGCUGAUAAAGUAUAGAAUAAAAUGUCAACUUAAUCUGAAAUGAAUCAUCAGAAAGAAUGCGGUCGUGAAGAAUGCAGUGUGUACACGUUCUGUCUACCUAUCCGCUGUUGUUUGACGGGGUUUUUGAGUAUUUCUUGAUGUGUAUAUGAUGCUUUUGUGUUUUCUUACUGCGAUCUUAUGGUGAGUGAUACAUAUAAACCUGCGACAGUUGAGAAUAUACCAUCGUACAUUGUUUUAGGGGCAUUACAAAUUCAUUUUUACAUCGGGGAACUAAAGGAGUCGAUCGUAUCGAAGAAGCAAAUUAUGUGAAAAAAUUUAUAUUAGAAAUCUAUUUUCUCUUUACAAAUGUGAAUCUUGGAAGUGUUUUAUACUAUUACAGUUUAACAAAAGAAGAUUUUUCAAUUGCUGUACCUGUCACAAAUGCAUUAACGUUGAUUGUAACUUAUAUAUGUGAUGCUGUAUUUCGAAAAGAAUUACGUAGUUUAAAAUUUAUGAUUGGAAUACUGUUGGUUACAAUCGGAAUCUUUUCGAAUGAACAACUAUUUCAUACGUCAAACAUGGAUAUUGAAUACUCUCGACCACUUCUCUAA